UCCUCAGGGGCCAGAGAACAGAAAGAAAACCCAAGUGCGCGUGAGCGAGGGGUGAAGCCAGGAGUGCCACAUCGGCCUGGAGGCCCCUCUUCAGGAGGAGCCCGAAAUUUGAAGACUUUAUUUCCCUCCGGAGACUCCAAACCCAAUAAAUAGAAAAGUACUGUCCAAGAUGACUGUCACUUACUCCAGUAAAGUAGCAAAUGCGACUUUUUUUGGAUUUCAUAGGUUACUCCUCAAAUGGAGAGGCAGCAUCUACAAACUGCUGUACAGGGAAUUUAUUGUUUUUGCUGUUCUUUACACAGCAAUAAGUUUGGUGUACAGAUUGUUACUUACAGGAGCCCAAAAACGUUACUUUGAAAAAUUAUCAAUUUACUGUGACAGAUAUGCUGAACAAAUUCCAGUAACCUUUGUGCUUGGGUUUUAUGUUACUCUGGUCGUGAACCGGUGGUGGAACCAAUUUGUGAAUCUUCCCUGGCCAGACAGGCUGAUGUUCCUCAUCUCCAGCAGUGUCCACGGGAGGGACGAGCAUGGGCGCCUGCUCAGAAGGACAUUGAUGCGCUAUGUCAACCUCACAUCUCUGCUCAUCUUCCGCUCAGUGAGCACGGCUGUGUAUAAAAGAUUUCCAACCAUGGACCAUGUGGUUGAAGCAGGUUUUAUGACAGCAGAUGAAAGAAAAUUAUUCAACCACCUCAAAUCUCCUCACCUGAAAUACUGGGUCCCAUUCAUCUGGUUUGGAAAUCUCGCAGCUAAGGCCCGAAAGGAAGGCAGAAUCAGAGACAGCGUAGAUCUGCAAUCAUUGAUGACUGAAAUGAACCGAUACCGCUCUUGGUGCAGCCUUUUAUUUGGCUAUGACUGGGUUGGGAUUCCGCUGGUUUACACCCAGGUUGUCACCUUGGCCGUCUACACCUUCUUCUUUGCAUGCUUGAUUGGACGCCAGUUCUUGGAUCCCACCCAAGGCUAUGCAGAGCAUGACUUAGAUCUCUACAUUCCAAUCUUUACUCUCCUGCAAUUCUUCUUCUAUGCAGGAUGGCUCAAGGUAGCUGAGCAGCUUAUCAACCCUUUCGGAGAAGAUGAUGAUGAUUUUGAAACUAACUGGUGCAUUGACAGAAAUUUGCAGGUCUCUCUUUUGGCUGUGGAUGAAAUGCACAUGAGCUUACCCAAGAUGAAGAAGGACAUUUACUGGGAUGAUUCUGCUGCUCGACCCCCAUAUACUCUGGCAGCUGCUGACUACUGCAUACCCUCAUUUCUGGGCUCAACAGUCCAAAUGGGGCUGUCUGGGUCUGACUUUCCCGGCGAGGAGUGGCUGUGCGACUAUGAGAAGCACGGCCAUCGCCACUCCGUGAUAGGAAGGGUCAAGAGGUUCCUGAGCGUCCACGAACAGACCCCCAUGCCCAGGAGGAGAAGCUACGGGAGGCAGGCCAGUGACAGCUCCAUGUUCUUUCCCCCAAGUGACCUCAGCGCCGCCCAGGAUCUGCUGGACGUGCCCUGCAGAAGCCCCCACCGUGCCGCAGCCACGCGGAAGCAGUUCUCCUCCCCAGAGGGGAGCCCCAAGCAAUACUGCAGCCUGGGCGAGCUGUCCACGAUCAGGGAGGCCAGCCGGACCAGCACUUUACAGAGCCUGACCCCGCAGUCCAGCGUGAGGGCCUCCCUCUCCAAAAUGCCGCAGGUCCCCGAGGUCCUCAUCACAGCGGCGGAAGCCGCAGAGCCCAUAUCUCAUGGCUCCACUGCCUCCGUCCAGAGCUCCGAGUUCACUGGGGUUCAGCCAAGCGGUCCUGGGCAGCAGGAGGACCCGGGGGGACCCAUCCUGUUCCCCUCAGAAAAAGGGACACCUCCUAGGGAGAGCAGUCCCCAGGGUGUUCCAGCCAAAGCUGAGAGAAACACCCCCCUUUUAGCCUCUGAGGAAGACCCUAAUGACGAUAACAAGUUCUGGACAAGGUGGAGCGGCCCAGGGAUCCUGGGGCCCCACCGCACCUCCCAGGCGGGCCUAAGUCCAGAUCCCCUAAGUCCUCAGCCGGUUCUUUUACUUGACACAGAAACAUCCCCAGACACCAGGGGAAUCAACCCAGUGGCUGGCUCUCAAGUCUCUCCCCAUGUGCUGUAUUUACUGGAAAACCUGGACACCAAGGAAACAGACAUCAUCGAUUUUAACAAUGAGCAAACAGAGGAAUCACCCCAAGGAACGCCAGAAAGUUCCAGGACCUGGUUCUAGCCCAGAUUCAUACUUUCCCAGAAGUUACGCAUUAGUUAUAUAAUAUGACUGGAGACUGGCAAUUUUUUUAAAAAACCAUCAUAGUGUACAAGCUACUCAAAACUUUGAAGGGCAUUAAGAUCCUGACUUUGGAGAACUGAGAAAAUCAAACACAUUCAUGUCAUCCAUCCCAAAGUAACUUCCAUGGAAGUUACAUAGACCAUAGUGAUAUAGACCAUUAGCUCUAGAAUCAGCCUCCAUAGGCCCAUAGUCUAAUCCCUUAGCUUUGCCAACAGGGAGACAAAGGAGUCUCUUCCCCUUGCUUUUUUUUUUCCUUCAAUCAGAGACAGGGAGGUGGAUCAUGUAAUGCCUCAAAAGCCCCAUCCUCAUUACGAUUCUUUGAGGCUGUCUAGCCAUUCGCACUCCCAUUUUUAUAGCUACUGUCACUUCCUAAUAUUUAAGCUUUCUCUGCAUCUGGAAGCUCCACCUAUCCUCAAUUUCAUUUUCUACUUUCAAGACUUCACUAUGCUCUCUUCUCCCUCUAUUCUCUCAUCCUUCUGUCCUUCCUGCUACUCUAACCUGCCCGGCCUUUCAGCUUACAGUAUUUUCUCUUGCCAACUCCGUUGCCUACUUCUUACCAUGGUUUUCAAAUAUGAGCCAUCGGGAAGGGCCCUGCAGAGGAGUCAAAGCUGGCAAACCAGCCGCACCUGCCGUCCCGCUCACAGAAGGGGCUGGGAGCUGAUGGGCCCCACCAUGUGCUCCGCAGCUGUUGCUCUACCUUCCUGCAUCCACUCUUUAGUCUUGAACCCUGGGGAAACAUGAAGUCAAGAGGACAUGGAACCAAAGAAUAAUGAGGCUUGAAUGCGUUUAACUCAAACUCUUAGAGCAAAACUCCCAAGGUCACAGCAUGGGACCAUUUCCUGCAUCUGCCAUGUUGUCUGGGUCGAGGUAGGAUAUUGGAGCUGGGAGGAGAAGGGGCCCAGGGCUGCACAAUGCAGAUGGGACGCUCACAGCUCCCUCUGAGAGUUCUUGGGGCAGCAGCUGUUUACUGAGGCCUUCCAACUUCACCUUGUGAGUGUUGCUCAAUCCCUGUCAUGUGAUGCAGCUCUGGCCUCAGAAAUAAAAUAACCUUAAUUGCUGACAUUUUUGAGUGCUCACAGUUCCAGGCAGCAGUGUGUGAUGCUCACAGAUGAUCUCACUAAUCGUCACAGGAAUCCUACAAGUUGAUGUCCUCAUACCUCCAUUUUAAAGAGGAAGAAUAUGGCCUUUGGAGAAGUACAGCAUUGUGACUAGAACCACAUAGCCAAGAAGUGGCAGAGCCCAGAUUCAAACCCAGGCUUGGGACUCAAGAGCCCUCACUCUGAGCCAGCAAGCCCUCUCACUGGACUGUGUGUCAGGCCUUGACUUGGCCAGUAGUCUGCCCGGAACCCUACCCCCAAGGGAGCCAUGCCUAAACCUCUCCAGUCUGGAGGCCCCUCUGUGUCCUCCCUGUUUGGGUCUGCCUGCGCCUCUUAUGUGCACAGGAGGGCACUGCUCCACCUUUGAGCCCAAACACAGUUCUCUCAAAUUUUCUGACCAAAGAAAAUUGGCAGGGCCUCUCCCUCCCUCCUGCGUACUCCUCCUGUUACGCAAUGUUAUAAUCAGCACAUGUUUACAGAUAUCGCAUCCAAUGAACCAUCCCAGCUGCAAUAUUUACUUGAACUAUUGUUUCUCAAAGAAACUAAGAGGAAAUCUUAUUGGAAGAAAUGCUGUACCCUGAUGGUUCUCUGCAAAGGUGCGAGCCUGUGGGAAGACACUGGUUUUCUCAAAGCCUUCCAUACAGAUGGUACCAUGAAGCUCAGUAUAAAAUGCUGAAAGGCAGGCCCCCUAGCCUCCCCCUGCCUCCUGUGCUAUGUUCUUGGCUGUUUCAGCCUAAGUCCUCUGUUCUCUUCAGUUUUAUCUACUGCUCGGAUUCAAAUACUUUUCUACUUAGCUGCUUUUGAAAUAUAAUCAGUUUGUGUUCCUAAGUCCAAGUGAGAAAUGGUACACAAGUAGAAUCAUACAUUUGUGGAGGACCAAGAGAGUGUCCAUGUACCUCUGCUACCAUCCAUUCCUUAGGCACCUUUGUCCAGAAAUUUAUUUAAGUUCCUCAAUAUUUCAUCAAAAUCUAAGGUGGCCUCCCAUUUCCUCCCUGCACUGAGAAAUGAAUAAUGACUUGUUCAAUGAGCCCCUGUGGUUCAAUUCAGCUAUAAAUUCAAGCCAGCAAUUGCCCAGCUCACAAGAAGAUAUUCUCUAGUUAUUUGAAAAUGAGUUUUUACCCAACAUAGACCAAAUGCUAAAACAAAAUGCUUUCUUCCCAGGUGCCUGAUUUCAUUGCCUGCCUGGCCCAUUUUCUCCUGAGCUCUGGAAACUUCUACCCCUGGAUGAAUGGUCCCAUGACCUGGUGGCUUGUUCAUUGCAAGGACAGGCUCUGUUCUGCAUGAGAUGUAAUCCAAAAGCCAGAAGGUACAAAGAAGCUGACCCCUAUUUGCUGCAAGCUCUCUCUGCCCACUAGGGACAACUCUGCCCUGACACCAGCGUCCACAGGUCAGGAAAAGCAAAGGCCCACAAGCUUUUUCUCAGACAUCCAAGAAUUUGGGGGAUGACUGGCCCCCCACAAAACAACGAAGGCUCUUCUCUCUGCAUCUGUAAAUGUCCUGUGUGCUUCCUGGCUCACCACCACUCCCACUCCAGGCAUCCACUUUCAGCCCAGCUCAGCUAAACUAUGGAAAACAUAUUUUAAAUGGAAUAGAGAAAUGGUAACUUUACCAUUAAAGAAAAGACUCCCUUAAACAUACAUCCUCUUUUUCAGUGUUUUCCCCCUCUGGCUUUUUCUCCAGAGAAAUUAAGUCAAUCCUCAGUCAUUAUUCUCAGGCCUUUUCUUCAUAAACUCUGCUCCCCAAGAACUUGCUGAGCCCAGGCAGCCAUGGGGCAUAACAGCAAGGACUACAAACCAGCCUGUGACUUCCCUCCAAGCAGCUUUAUGAACUUGAACAAGGCCUCGUCCCUCUGAAUCUCAUCUGCUCAUGUGUGAAAUGGGCUUUCCUCUGCACCAGCUCCCUGGCCAUUAGGAAGCUCAAAGGUGUUGAUGUGGAAAGGCUGGGCUGGGGCCCCAGUUCACACUGUCUGGGGGACAGCAUGACUGGGAUGGAUCAUCUCCGGCCUCACCCCAGCUGCAGGAGAAGAACUCAUGCCCUCCCCUUCAGUCAUCUGCUUGCAGGAUCCCCUUAUUCUCCAGGACUGCUGCCUCUUUCAUUCAAAAAGCUUGUCAUUUCUCUUUUGGCCUUAUUUUGUAUGCUCUUUCAUCUGUUUCUGAGGAUCUGCCACCUCUUCCUUCUCUCUAGCAUUUUCCAUCAUUCCCUCGUCUCUCACCAUAUCCCAGGUCUCAUCCCCCAUGGUGACCAGCUCCUCCCCAAACCUGGUAUAUAUGUAUCAAUCUCCUCAAUCAAAAUAUGGAAUGAGAGAAAAAUGAAUUGCUCUUCCUCUUUCCGCUAUAAUUCUAGGGGAUUAGCACUCCUGGCUCAAAGUCAGAAGACCCUCUUAGGGUGUCUGAUCUUCCUAAACUUGCUCCUACGGCCACUGAUUAGGAACAACUACAGCUGUAAAAAUUCCCAAGCAAAAGCCAAAUUCAAAUCCAGUUUCUCCCGUCCUUCCCUCAUCGUCACCACCAUCGCCGACAGAAUCCACGGCAAGCAUUUCCUGGGGUGCAGAGUAUCAACAGUAACAGCCAAGGAGUUUCCUCAUUUCUUCCUCUUGGACUAUCUCAGGAACAUCCUCAGUCCCUUCACCCGCUGUUUCCUUAGUUCUAUGAACCCUGGUUUUUAGGACAGUCUUUCCCACUGAAAUGGCCAUUGAGUCAAAAGAAACAAUUUCAGAAUGCCAGGAUCAUUCUCUUACUGAAAAUCUUAGAAAACCCGGAAGCCAGAGCUUAAGACGCAGGACCCCAGCGAGCAUUUGCUUCUGCCCAAACUCCACUCUCCCUGCUGCCCCUCUGCUGUGUGUGGCCAGGUCCCCCCUGGCCAAGGCAGGUGGAAAAAGGAAGCAAAUACCCUGGAAAGUAGAGCAUGAAACCAUACUUGCCCUGAUUACUCAAUUUACGCAGACUGAAGAUUGAGUUCUGUGUUCUGUUUGGUUUUGUUUCAGAACUAAUGCAGAAAAUAGGCCCAAGCCCCCCUUUCACCACAGGUAGAUUCGGCCAGAUUAUUUCCUGGAACCACUUCACUGAGCUUCAAGUUUUAAACAUUUCCCCAAAAGAGUGAGUGAAGGGAAUAUUGUAUCUUGUAUCCUAAAAACAAGUAAAAGCAUUUCUAAAAUAGAUUUUGUGCAGAAAUGCCACUGUGCCCCAGGUUGUUUGUCUAGGUUGGCAGUGCUCAGGGGACAUUUUGGGUUGUCACACUGGGGACUGUGACUGGCAUCUAGCAGGUAGAGGCCAGGGGUGCUGCUUGAUAUCCUGCAAGACCCCACCACAACUACUGGGCCCCAAAUACCGAGCUGGGGACCUGAUUCAGGCCAAUAAAAAAAGUAAAAAUGAGACAAGCACCCAGGAAAUCAAUGAAGAGAAAUAAGAGAGAAAAAAACUAGAAGGGAACAAGGGAACCCAGAAACUGGCUAGAUUCCUAUUCUGUGCCCAGGCUGUGAGCUAACCGCCAUUUCUCCCUGAUGCUAAAAGGAUCUGAUUGGCCACAUCCAGAAAAACAGGAUGUGAGCCCAGAGGUGCACCCUCAGAGAUCUCCUGGGAUGGCUCUUACAGCAAGAGUAGUUCAGCACCUUUGUAAGCCUAAGAGUGUAGCUUACAUAAAAGGUAACAAUCAUAUACCAAAUAUUGUACAAGAACUUGCGCCAAUAAGCUGCUAGACAAUGGAGAGCCAUCUUACCCAGUGUCAGCCUUUAUAUAGUCUUACUUAGGACCAAACCAAUAAACCAUACCUUCUUGAGAAAUAAUUCAGCAUUUUAUUUUUUACAGAAGGAAUUUUUUAGAAGGAAAUAGUUAUGGUGGGUAGGAUCAGUCUAUCUCCUCCCUGCGGGCCAAGCACCUCCAAGAGAGUACAGCAGGGAACUGGCACUGUCUCGGAUGAUGUCACCAGCUGGACUUCUACUCAUAGUCAUCCAUCAAAUAUGAAGCAUUAUCGGGGUCGGGUGUUCAGCUGAAGGUGGGUGGGUGGGAGUUGCGCCCUUCUGCCCACCUGCCUGACCUGUCACUCCUCUGCAGGGCUGUGUCAAUAACAAAUGCCCUCAGAAGCUGAGCUGAUUGGUUCGUUGCUUUCCUUUCAUCCCCAGUCCCGUUCCCCCUCCCAACUAUUCUAAUUUGUUUAAUGUAAAGCCCUUUGUUUCUAUAUGUUCUUACAAAACAUGUAUUACUGCUUUGGUUACUGGACCCUACAAACUCCAAGGGGAAAAGCACUUUGCAAGCAAAGGAUCAGUCUCAUUUGUUUCCUAAAAAAAACAGAAUUCAAUCACUUUCAUCACUAAGGAAAGUGAGAACACAAGCAGAUUCACCUCCCUUCCCUGUGAACUUGCUCCUCCUGGCCCUGAUUCAGAGGCUGUGAGGAUCCUGCUACUUCCGUCCAAAGAAGAAGGUGCAGGUAUAGCUGCCAGAGGUCAGAUGGGUAACGCCAUUCUCAUGGGUAUAGUGGGGCACUUGCCCACCUGUCUGAGGAGGCAGCCAUGCCACUUCCACUGGGACGUGAGCUCCAUUCACUGUCUUAUGCAAUCAGUGUACCCCCCUUGCUUAGGACAGUGCCCAACAGGGAGGGAGGAUGGAAGGAAGGGAGAGAAACCAAAUUAGAUAUAGACC
Messenger RNA from Manis javanica (Malayan pangolin), 8000 nucleotides. It is a transcript of the gene BEST3, whose product is annotated as bestrophin 3. Lineage: Eukaryota; Metazoa; Chordata; Mammalia; Pholidota; Manidae. The record is from RefSeq and is a predicted model, not a curated record. Gene Ontology annotation, molecular function: chloride channel activity.